Messenger RNA from Vitis riparia (riverbank grape), 2663 nucleotides. RefSeq lists its product as uncharacterized. Bases 236 to 2344 code for a protein of 702 amino acids. NCBI's taxonomy places the organism in Eukaryota, Viridiplantae, Streptophyta, Magnoliopsida, Vitales, Vitaceae. The transcript is spliced from 10 exons. The record is from RefSeq and is a predicted model, not a curated record.
AUAUUUUGCUUUCAUUCAUCGUCCUCGAACCUCUUUUUCAUUCAUCAAAGGUUUUCGGCCGAUCACUUUCUCGCAUUUUCUCCCCCAUUUUCUUUCCCGCCAAACGUCCCCUGCCCAUCUCCCAAACCUCCCGUAGCUUGGAUCAUUGGCGAUUCUCUCGCACCGAUCUCUCUCUCAAAUCGCCACUGUGACAUUUUAUGAGCUAGUAAGUUUCUAAAAGUUUGUAUCUGCAUAGAUGCCAGUUGCAAGACUCAAGGAUUCUAGCACUUCAGAUGCAAUGAAAUCAGAAGAUGGAAAUGAUUCCCUGGACAGUUUCAUCAGACAAGCAAUAGGAAAAGAGCCUUUUCUUUCUUUCUCAAGGGCCGGGGAAAGUCCAGUACAGUGGAUCCAAUUACUCCACGCUUUAGAUCAGCAAGAUCUCCCUGGUUGGCCAUUGCUUUCUCCUUUGAAGGUACAAAUGCAGAAGUGUGAGAAGUGUUCCAAAGAAUUUUGUUCACCCAUUAAUUACCGAAGACAUAUACGUGUACACCGUCGGACUUUGAACAUUGAUAAGGAUUCAACUAAAAACAGGAAUCUAUUAGGAGCAUUUUGGGAUAAGCUCUCUGUGGAUGAUGCUAAGGAAGUUGUAUCAUUCAAGAAUGUUUCACUCGAGGAAGUUUCUGGGUCUUCAAUUGUGAGGGCAUUGACAUCAUUUGUCCGGAAGCCAGGAUUUUCUUCUCUUCCACAAGUGUAUAUGAAGGCUGGUUCUGCCCUUUUGGAUAUUGUCCAAUCUAGACCUUCCAGGUUCCCAAUAUCCUCCCAGGAUUUAUUCAGUAUCCUUGAUGAUGCAAGUGAAAAAACAUUUUUAUGUGCUGGCACAGCUGAAUCAAUGCAAAAAUAUGUUUUUGAUGGGGAAGCUGGGAAGAUUGGUUUGGAGAUGAAAAACUUAGUUGCUUGCACCUGCUUCCUGGUAGAACAGAAACUGGUUAAGGCAUGGCUUGCUGACAAGGAUGCUGAAGCUUUGAGGUGCCACAAGUUGCUUGUGGAAGAGGAAGAAGCUGCUCAGAAAAGGCAAGCCGAGCUGUUGGAGAGGAAAAGGCAGAAAAAGCUUAGGCAGAAAGAACAGAAAGCAAAGGAGCAAACCAAUGGGGAGAAGACAGACUCUACGGAGGACAUCACCAUGUCAGAGGUUGUGCCUACUGCAGAAAUUUCCAGUCAUGUGGCUACAACCGUUUGUGAGACAGCCACACAAUCAUAUGCCAUUUCUCCAUCAGUUGAACCCAUAGAACUUUCAAACACUGAAAAAGAUAGUGCAAAUACCACAGCUCAAUCUGGAAUUGGUGCUGGAUAUUCUGAAGCAGGCACUUCUCAGAAUGUUGAACGCCGAGUUGCACAGGGAGUUGGUUGUCGGCAUUUAAUUAAAAUGCGAAGACAGGUGCCAAAAUCACAGAGAGGCGCACCAAAUGGCUUCCAUGCAGAUCAGAAUCCUCAGAUAUCAAAGUUUGGAGCCAUACAAAAGCAUGCCACCCACAGGGAUCCCAGGGCUGUUCCAGUAGUCAAUAAUAAUAAAGUUUGGACCCGUAAACCUAAAUCAGAAAAUGAAGGAGAAAGCUUGAAAAGCAGAUUACAGAGAGAGGUACUAAACCAACCAGAUCAAAAUAUGAACUGUGAGGUGAUGAUAGGUUCUAUAUCUGUCACACUUGGAAAUUCUAGUGAUCAGCUACAAGGUGAGAAUCUAGUUGUAGCCCGAGAUAGUUGCACCUCACAGCAUCCAAUGCCAAAGAAAACCUAUAUUCAGGAGAAGCCCAUUAAACCAGAUUCUGUUUCUAUGAAGCCAGAUCCAGCUCAGAGUGGCACAAAUAGGUCAACAGGUAAACAUUGGAGGGUUGUGAACCGACAGGAAACUGGAGGUUCAAUGCCAGUUCAAAGUGGCAAUAGAGAAUCUGAAGCUGGUGUGGCUACUGAGAAGGGAAAUGACCUAACCCUGUCCAAUGAAAGCUGCAUCAGAUCAUGUGCUAUGGACACUAAUAGUAGCACAGGUGUGAACAAUUUCGCAUCACAGAUGAAGGAAAGAUCAUCUGUAGGAGGUUUUCAGUUCUCCAGCUGGGCUGCAGAAGCUUUUCUCGCACAGAGAUGGAAGGAGGCUAUUGCUUCAGACCAUGUGAAACUGGUCAUAUUUCCAGAAUCCGAGCCUCCAGGAUGCACAGAACCAGCAUCAGACAAUCUUGUCAAGACACAGAACAACCUUGCUAAUGCCGGGGCUCUCGAGUCUUCAACCUCGGCAACUGUCAAAGUCAAGUUCAGACCAACGUCCGAAAAGGGAAUUAAGCUAAAGUACAUUCCAAAAAAGAGAACCAAUACCUGACCAAAAGGAAAGGAGGAAAGGAAUUCCAUUUUUGUUAUACCAAUGUGCAGUUUUAACCCACCAUCGCCAUUCUUAGCAGAGGUUCCAGUUUUACCAAAGGUCUUCUGUCAGAAAAUUAAAAGGUUUUUUUCUGGUAAAAUCUUUACAUUUACAUUUUUGCCCUUUUUUUUCAAUUUCUUUCCCCCCACCCUGGGUUGUUAUAGGAGUUUGAUUAGUAAGGGUUUUUGCUUUCAUUGUCUAAAUUUUCUUGUAAUAAAAUUGGAUAUCUUAGUUUUAUUGCAGAGAGCUCUACUUGUGCUUCUUUUUCUUCCCCUAUAUA